CUAAUUUCCCCUCCAUUUUCUCGCCUUCUUGUCUCUCUCUCCCUCUCCCUCUCCCUCUCCUCCAAAGCUCCGUAAUUUUUUUUUGUUUAUCUUCCUUAGGGUUUUUCACUUCCUUUUGAUUGCUCCCAGACAACCGUUUUUCCGGGAGUGUUUGGGAAAAUGGGAGAUUCAUCCCAGUGAUUAUCGGUUUUUGGGCUUCCAGGGUUCUGCAUUUAGAUUUGAAAAUGCCGGCUCACCGUUCCAAAUCGGAGAAGACUGAUGCCGGGAAGCAGCUCCGGCGGGACCCCUACGAGGUUCUCGGAGUCUUGCGGAACUCAACGGAUCAGGAAAUCAAAUCCGCUUACCGGAAAAUGGCUCUCAAGUACCAUCCUGACAAAAAUGCAAAUGAUCCAAAAGCAGCUGAUAUGUUUAAAGAGGUCACUUUUUCCUAUAAUAUCUUGUCUGAUCCAGACAAACGGCGUCAGUAUGAUACUGCAGGUUUUGAGGCUGUUGAGUCAGAAGGCCAAGAAUUGGAGCUAGACCUUUCCAAUUUGGGAGCUGUGAACACUAUGUUUGCUGCUCUUUUUAGUAAACUUGGUGUACCAAUCAAGACCACUGUAUCAGCAACAGUCUUGGAGGAUGCCCUGAAUGGCGUGGUGACUGUUCGACCACUUCCACUGGGGCAACCAGUGGUUAAGAAGGUAGAAAAGCAAUGUGCUCAUUUCUAUUCUGUUACACUAACAGAGGAGGAAGCACAAACUGGAUUUGUGUGUCGAGUCCAAUCAUCAGACAAAAGCAAGUUCAAGCUAUUGUAUUUUGAUCAAGAGGAAGGUGGUGGACUAAACCUCUCACUACAGGAGGACAGUGCCAGAACAGGAAAGGUUACAUCUGCUGGAAUGUAUUUUCUUGGUUUCCCUGUUUAUCGGUUGGAUCAAACAGUUAACUCGAUGGCAGCUGCAAAGGAUCCAGAUUCUGCUUUCUUCAAAAGAUUGGAUGGGUUCCAACCUUGUGAAAUGACUGAACUAAAGGCUGGUACCCAUGUAUUUGCUGUUUAUGGUGACAAUUUUUUCAAGAGUGUAAGCUACACAAUAGAAGCACUUUGCACAGCUCCUUUUGCAGAAGAGAAGGAAAAUCUUAGAGCUGUGGAAGCCCAAAUACUAACAAAAAGGGUGGAACUCUCAAAUUUUGAAACCGAAUACCGAGAGGUCCUUACACAAUUUACUGAGAUGACCAGUAGAUAUGCACAAGAAAUGCAAGCCAUUGAUGACCUUCUCAAGCAAAGGAAUGAAAUUCAUGCCUCAUACUCCAGUGCUCCAUCAAUAAAACGAAGUAGAAGCAAGAACAGGGGCCUUUCGAAAGAUUCGAAAGAUGACGGUCAAGUGAAAGAUAAGAAACCUGCGUUCCGGGAAAGGCCAAAGAAAAAGAAAUGGUACAACAUCCACUUAAAGGUGGAUAAGAGCAAGCCUUGCUGAAUUGGGAAAAAUUUAAACCGGGAACACUUAAGUGAUAAAUUAUAUAUUGCCUGCAGUCUGCAGUGGUUCCACAUUUGUGUAAGCCAAAUAUAUGAAGCAAAUCCUGCACCAGACUGUUGUUCAUCAAAGAUGAAGUGGAGAUGAUGGUUCAGGUGGAACGACUCCAUUACUCUAGCAUGUAAAGGAUUGCAACUCGGUUGUUAUUGUAAAAUUAUUUUCUUUUUCCUUUUUGCUGCCUUUGGUCAUAUGCUCUAGCUAUUUUCCCAGUAUUCUCAGCAUUGUUGCCUGUAAAUUGCAUGAUUUAUUUGUGAAGCUCCUUGCCUUGACUCUUAGGAUGGGUUAUUUUUGGGUUAAAAGCCCAAGAAUAAUAUGGGAGCAGGUUGAAUCCACCCGAGUGGUUGGGGAUCCAUGGGCAUCGAGGCAUACUUUCAGCUUCAUGAAACUGUUUGAGGUCAGUUAAUCCACUGUAAUUAAUGAGAAAUCCCAGGCAGUGGCGAAUUUUUUGUUUCUUAUUCCUUCUUGUCCUUGUUACGUGGUUCAUUAAUCCAAGAGACAGUGGUUGAGGCCAGUGGCUUUGUAAACUGUUUGUGUAUUGAGACGAAGGGUUAAAAA
Vitis riparia (riverbank grape) is the source of this 2063-nucleotide messenger RNA. Its product is annotated as chaperone protein dnaJ 16. The transcript has 12 exons. The record is from RefSeq and is a predicted model, not a curated record. Bases 225 to 1451 code for a protein of 408 amino acids. NCBI's taxonomy places the organism in Eukaryota, Viridiplantae, Streptophyta, Magnoliopsida, Vitales, Vitaceae.